AACAAAAAAACAAAAGAGAACCUUUAACAACAGCCCAAACGAGAAGAUGACCUUAAAAAAGUUGCAGGAGAAUAAUUGCAAGCAACCUCUCCCUCUCUCACCCAGAUUUAACAACUCUGAGAUCAAUGAACGAGAGAUGUUUUAGUUGCUUCCGUAGGGAAUCAGACAAUGUAACUGGCUUUUGUCUUUUUGACUUCAGAGUCGAGCUUCAAUUCGAGUUGGCUACUAAAAAAAGUCAUUUAAACCCACUACAGAACUUCUCAAACCCACGACAUAACCAGGAUAUACUGCACAAGGUAGAAGCUUGAAACCAUCAGAUAUGGCGAGCAUCAUCCCAGAAGAGAUCAUGGUCGACAUUCUCUCAAGGUUGCCCGCCAAGUCUCUCUUGCGAUUCAGGUGUGUUUGCAAAUCCUGGUACACCCUUCUCCAUCGUCCUAGUUUCAUUCAAAUCCAUCUAAAUCGAGCUGUUGAGACCGAGAACGAUCGCAAGAUCAUCCUUACAUGUUCCGGAACUCGCAGCCUCUACUCUGUAGACUAUGAUGCCUGUGACAAGGCAGUACUACUUAAGCACCCACUUGGGAAAUCAGUGGUUGAGCUGCUGGGUUCCUGUAAUGGCUUAUUGUGCACCAAGGCUUCUGAUACGGGUGACAUGUUCAUAUGGAAUCCAUCCACUGGGGAGUACAAUAUAGUACCCAAAACUGAUACUAAACCCUGGAACGAUUCUGAGGUAUGGCGAUUAGCUGUUUUUGGAUUUGCCUUUGACCCAAUGAUUCACGAUUACAAGUUGGUUAAGAUUGUGUCCAUCUAUAAAGCAGACAUUCACUUCUGUGAAUCAGAAGUCGAGGUCUACACGCUUGGCAGCAAUUCAUGGAGAAGGAUUCCACACAUUCCUUUUAAAAUUUUUGGAUACUAUGCUGGGGUGCUUGUCAAUGGUGCUCUUCAUUGGAUGGCUUCUAAUGGAUCCUCCGAAUUGAUUGCUUCUUUUGAUGCCAUUACUGAGGAAUGCCGGGAGAUACCAAAGCCCCAAUCAGCUUCUGAGCAAUUGUUCAAUUUAGGGGUGUUGGGAGGAUGCCUCUGUGUCUCUACAGCUCAUGGUGUUGGUGUCAUGAUCGAGCUUUGGAUGAUGAAGGAUUAUGGUGUUGGGGAGUCUUGGACCAAAAUUUUUACAAUUUUGCAACCUAUGCGGACCACGCCUCUUAGGUACUUGAAACCAUUGGGCUAUAUGAAGAAUGAUGAAAUUCUAGUUGAGCGUGGUGAUGGAAAGCUGGUUUUGUACAACCCAAUAGCUGCAACAAUUAGAGAUCUUUGCAUCCAGGGUAUUUCUGCUACUUGGUUCAAUACAGAGAUUCUUGUGGGGAGCUUGGUUUCUCUCUAUACUCAAAACGGAGUUGAUGGGCAGCAACAGGCUUAAGAGAAAGGGGGAAAAAAAGAAAAGGUGAUGCAGGAGUGUAAGUGGCAACAAAAAGCAUAUGGGAAGGAGUAUUAACAGAAGAAAAUGGAUAAUAUAGUGAAAAUAAUUAUUUUACUAUGUAACUUUUUGACCAUACAUCUUCUGCAAUGUGAAGUUUAUGUCAUAACUGUUAAGUUUGUUGAUGUUCUGGAAGUUGGAGCAAAAAACAUGUGGGAAGGAGUAUUAGCAGAAGAAAAUUGAUAACAGAGUGAAAAGAAUAAUUUUACAAUGUAACUUUUUGACCAUACAUCUUCUGCAAUGUGAAAUUUAUGUCUUGACUGUUAACUCUGUUGAUGUUCUGGAUAGGUAUAGCAUUGGAGAUUCGCACCCUUUUGGUUAAUAGAUCAUCUAGAAUAUGAAGUUUGUAUCUGAGUUAUCUCUAA
Molecule: messenger RNA, 1833 nt
Organism: Nelumbo nucifera (sacred lotus)
Lineage: Eukaryota; Viridiplantae; Streptophyta; Magnoliopsida; Proteales; Nelumbonaceae
Product: F-box protein CPR1-like
Molecular function (GO): protein binding
Source: RefSeq, a predicted model, not a curated record